GCGGCGUCUGGGCGGAUGGAGGCUACGCGGAGGUCGCGGCUGAGUCUGAGCCGCCGGAAGCCCCUCUCGGGGGCCAGGCCUCCGAGCAAUCCCUCCGGGUCCCUCCCGGACGGCAGCGAGUGCGCGAAGCUGUGGACUCAGUUGCUGCGCACCGCAAGCGCAGACCUGAACGUGAACGGCGAGCUGCCGCCGCUGCCCGCCUUCCCCGGCCAGGAGCCCAGCCGCAGCCCUGAGCGCCCGCCCCCGGAAAGAUUCACCGUGGGAACCGAGACCUUCUUCUGGACGCCUUUCCCGCCGCCCCCGCCGGGGCGAGGCAGGGACUCGGGCGGCUCCGACCUUGUGCUCAGCGCGGUCCGGGGGCGCACGGGGUCCCCCCAAAAACACCCUGCGCCCCAGCUCCGCGGAACCCCCAGCGCUGAGGAGCAGCCGUCGGAGGAGCAGCCCUCCCAGCGACAGCUGUCCGUGGACGCGGCGACAACCCUGCAGAGCUGUCCCAUGUGCCAAGUCGACUUCGCCCCCGGGCUGGCGCAGCUGGAUGUUGACAGCCACCUGGCCCAGUGCCUGGCAGACAGCACGGACGACAUAGAGUGGUGAGCAGCCUGGCCAGUGCCUCCCCUGCCCUGGCUGGGCCGCCUCCUCUCUGCUGUGUCCCCAAAAGCUGCAUAUUAAAGUGCCUUGGUGUGAAGUGCUCAUGUCCCAUCUCUUUGUGUUGAUACUGAAACAUUGAGUCCUUUUUCCUUUUUUGCUGAUGCUGAGCGAUGUGAUGACUGAGGUGGACAGAGCCACCCAGCAGACGGACCAACCCCAGGUAAACCUGCUCCUGCAGCUGCAGGGAUGCAGAGCAGCCCCUGGAAUUUGCGGAGAGGGAUCAGGUCCGUCUGCUGACAUCCUGUGUGAGCUUUGUCUCAGUGGCCCUGUGCAGGGGGGACUUCUCUCCUGUGCCGUCAGUCCACAGGUUCUGGAAGAGCCUCAUCUCCAGCUCAGCCAUGGCUGCAAAAGUCUAAGGUUACCAUCCAGAAGUCAGUAUUUUCAAGAAAGGCUUCAGGCAAGCCAUGAAAAGACAUGGAGGAAAACUCUGUGCACACGGUACACUGAAAGGCUACAAGCUGAGCAAUUCUAACUCUAGGCUGUUCUGGAAAAGGCAGAACGCAUGGAGACAGCAAAAAGAUCAGUGGUUAUCAGGGAUUAGUGGGGAGAGGGUAUAAACAGGCAGAGCACAGAGGAUUCUUAGGGCAGAAAAACACUUUAUGACCUGACGUGUCAGUGCAGCCUCUCGUUUGCAAGAAGUGCACCCCCUGGGAAUGUAACGGGGGGAGAAGGGGUCUCUCUCUUCCUCCCCACCAGAAAUGGAAGUGAGGGACCUAAAACUGCUCUGAAAAAUAAAACUUGUUUUUAAAAAUCA
Messenger RNA from Odocoileus virginianus texanus, 1402 nucleotides. RefSeq names its product FA core complex associated protein 20 (gene FAAP20). The record is from RefSeq and is a predicted model, not a curated record. Gene Ontology annotation, molecular function: ubiquitin binding; K63-linked polyubiquitin modification-dependent protein binding. Gene Ontology annotation, cellular component: Fanconi anaemia nuclear complex. NCBI's taxonomy places the organism in Eukaryota, Metazoa, Chordata, Mammalia, Artiodactyla, Cervidae. Gene Ontology annotation, biological process: DNA damage response.